Messenger RNA from Saitoella complicata NRRL Y-17804, 1019 nucleotides. RefSeq lists its product as uncharacterized. The coding region runs from base 111 to 860 and encodes 249 amino acids. Gene Ontology annotation, cellular component: cytoplasm. The transcript has 2 exons. Lineage: Eukaryota; Fungi; Ascomycota; Saitoellomycetes; Saitoellales; Saitoellaceae. The record is from RefSeq and is a predicted model, not a curated record.
UGCAUGUGGGAAGAUGACGUCAUGUGCCUGACCAGCCACAGCCGGCAGACGGACAACCCUCUUGCAACACCCCUCCACGCAAGCGCAACUCUUUGAUCUUCACCAUCGCAAUGGCCGGCUGCCCCUACCUCGCCCUCAAACAAGGCUCUCCCGCAGACAUCAAGGCCCGCCCCGACAUCACCCCCGAACACCCCCUCACCCUCUACACCUCUCCCCUCUGCCCCUACGCCCACCGCAUCCACCUCGCCCUCCUCGAAUGUAACAUCGCCCACACCCUCAUCGGAAAAGUUCCUGUGAUGAAAGUCGGGGAUGGGGAAUGUGUCCUGAGGGAGAGUUUACUCAUUUUAGAGUUUUUGGCGGAUUUGGUUCCGGGUGUGGGGAUUUUGAGGGGGAGUGCGGUGGAGAGGGCUCAAGCGAGGUUGUUUGUCGAUGUUUUUGGGAAGGAGGUUAUCGCGCCGUACUACACCCUCUUCACCCACCCCUCCCGCGCACCCCAAAUCGCAACCCAAAUCCUCACCGCGCUCAAAACCAAGAUAUCCCCAUUAUUGGCGAAACACCUGAGUACGAGUUCGGGAAUCGGCAUCGGUCCCUUUUUUAAUGCGGCGAUGUACCCGACGUACGUCGAAUACGCCCUAACACCCUUUAUCCUCCGUCUCAAAGUCAUGGAAGCAAACAACCUCAUCGAGGGUCUCGUGAUUAAUUCCGAGACUGCUGGACACGAGUUCGCUGGUUGGUGUGCGGUUUUGAUGGGGAGGGAGGGAGUGAGAAAGAGUUUUGAGGUGAGGAGGGUUGUCGAACGGAUGGUGAAGAAACUCGAGGAGGGGAGGGCGAAGGAAGCUGAGGAGGGGGUUGCGCGGUGAGGAAGGAGACCAUUAGCGGGGUGAAUCAAAAACAAGAACAUUACCUAAACAGAUUCCUCGUCGCGAUUCGUACAUUUCAAGUACUCAAUUUCCAAGUCUGAGAGGCAACAAACAAAAACCACGGGGUCAAGAAGCUUCGGUGUAUGUAUGUAGCCUGAG